AUGUCGUUUUCUAACCUUGUGUCGGAUAUUGCGUUUAGAGACUCGCAGGGCGACGAGCGCGGGUCGACGAAGCCCAGAGGCGCUCGCUCGCAUGUUACUGCUCCAUCUUCAUAUCAGAGCACCACCACCAGCGUUAGCAUCUCGGGGAGUAUCUCUAGCCAGCUGCAUGCGGGCUACAGCCACCCGCUAGCCAGAGAAUGGCAGUCAGAGAAGCAAUUAACCAAGUCCAUGCUUAUCUACCCUCUCUUCAUCACAGACCGACCAGACGACCAAAUCACAGUCCCUUCCCUUCCAAAUCAAUUCCAGCUGGGUCUAAACAAGUUGGUGCCAUUCCUUAAACCGCUGGUCAAAAAGGGUUUGAGAUCCGUCAUGCUCUUCGGCGUCCCGAUGGCGCCUGGUGCAAAGGAUGCUCUGGGGACGAUGGCAGACGACCCGUCUGGACCUGUCAUACAAGCCAUUCGCCUACUACGCACUAAUUUCCCAGCCCUCUACAUCUCCACUGACGUAUGUCUGUGCGAGUACACGUCUCACGGACACUGCGGUAUCCUUCGUGAAGACGGAUCGUUGAACAAUACGCUUUCAGUCGAGAGGCUCUCGGACGUUGCUUUGGCGUACGCUCAGGCUGGAGCUCAUUGCGUUGCACCCUCUGAUAUGAACGAUGGUCGAGUUAGGGCUAUUAAGCUCAAGCUUAUUGAGGCAGGUAUAUCGCAUCAGGUGGUGCUGAUGUCUUAUGCGGCGAAGUUUAGCGGGUGUUUGUAUGGGCCGUUUAGGGAUGCGGCUGGCUCGUGUCCUUCGUUUGGGGAUAGGAAAUGUUAUCAGCUUCCGCCUGGUGGUAGGGGGUUGGCGAGACGGGCUAUUCAGAGGGAUAUAAGUGAGGGUGCGGAUAUUAUUAUGGUGAAGCCCGCGGGUGCUUAUUUAGAUAUUAUUAGUGAUGCAAAGGAGCUGGGGAGGGAUAUGCCUGUUGCUGCGUACCAGGUUAGUGGGGAGUAUGCGAUGAUUCAUGCGGGCGCGAAGGCCGGCGUGUUUGAGUUGAGGGCGAUGGUGAUGGAGAGCAUGCAGGGGAUUCUGCGGGCUGGUGCGAGUAUUGUGACAUCGUACUUUGUGCCUGAGCUGCUGGACUGGUUGGAGUCUUGA
Messenger RNA from Arthroderma uncinatum, 1134 nucleotides. Its product is annotated as porphobilinogen synthase. Gene Ontology annotation, biological process: heme biosynthetic process. Bases 1 to 1134 code for a protein of 377 amino acids. Gene Ontology annotation, cellular component: cytosol. The record is from RefSeq and is a predicted model, not a curated record. The transcript is spliced from 2 exons. Gene Ontology annotation, molecular function: zinc ion binding; porphobilinogen synthase activity. Lineage: Eukaryota; Fungi; Ascomycota; Eurotiomycetes; Onygenales; Arthrodermataceae.